AUGGCCGUGGUCAUCAAUCAACACUCGCAGGGGAGGAACCUGCGUGCUUUGUUGCUAUGGAAACACAACGCACUUCCGGUGUUGUUGUCCCUCGUAUUGCAAGCCGCAGCAUCAUGCGGCAAGGAGAGGGCCGGCUACAGGGACUAUGACCGGUUCGCCUACCACGUGCCCAAACAGCGGGGCCCUAACGUCCCUGACGAGCAGAGGCUACUGGACCACAUCAUGCGAGGGUACGAGAGGUCCGUCAGACCCGUCAGGAACGCCUCGUCCCCCGUCGUUAUACAGAUGGGGCUGACCUUGACCCAGGUUCUGGACAUGGACGAGAAGAACCAGGUGUUGAUUACAAACGUCUGGCUGGACCAUGAGUGGGUGGACGAGUUCCUGGUGUGGGAACCGUCAAAGUUCAACAACAUCACGAAGCUGAGGAUCCCGUGCCACAAGAUCUGGUUGCCUGACAUGGUCCUGUAUAACAACGCCGCCGAGUACACCGACGGCCUGAUGCCAGCAAAUGCCAUGGUAGAACCCAACGGUAACGUCUUCUGGCCGGUGCCGACUAAACUCCAGAGCUCGUGCAAAGUGGACGUGACCUAUUUUCCCUUCGACAGCCAGGAGUGCUCGCUCAAGUUCGGCUCGUGGACCUACGAUGGCUACCAGGUCGAUAUAACAAACAGGACCUCAGAGGUCGACCUCAGCAAUUACAUCGUCAACGGGGAAUGGGAGCUGCUCUACGUCAAGUGUGUGCGCAACGUCGUCAGAUACGCCUGCUGCGACGAACCAUUCCCUGACGUCACUUUCUAUAUUAAGAUCCGAAGACGCACGCUCUACUACAUGUACAACGUUGUGUUCCCUUGCGUCAUGAUGUCGGCGCUGACUCUCCUGGUGUUCUGCCUCCCCCCUGACUCCGGUGAGAAGAUCGCCCUGGGGAUCACCGUGUUGCUGGCAUUCUCCGUCUUUAUGCUGGCUGUAGCAGAGAACCUUCCAGAAACUUCGGAGUUUGUACCACUCAUCAGCAUUUACCUGACGAUUGUGAUGGCCUUGACCUCAGUCUCGGUCAUCAUGACGGUGUUUGUCCUCAACCUUCACCACAGGGGACCCCACAAGCACUCGGUGCCGACCUGGCUCAAGAAAUUCUUCCUGGGCUCCUCCGAGGUCAAGCGCCGGUCAUUCCGUCGCCCUAACGACCGGCACGGACAUCUGCAUUAUUCGGGCAUCGGCGGGAUGGACACGCACUGCAUGGUGAAAAACAUGUCCCUGAAGCUGACGCUGGAUAAUUUAGCUCAGGAGCUUAGAGACGAGCUCCAGCUUGAGAACGGGUUGCUGGAUUACCCGGAGUACCAUCAGGCAACCAAUGCUAAUGACAACCCGCCGAGUACUCUAGCUGAUCAGGAGUCUGAAAUUCAAAGUAACUUUUCAUCCGCGACAGCCAAUCAGAAUCGUCAUAAUUCAACAGCUAAUCAGAAUCGUCAUACUUCAACAGCCAGUCAGGAUCGUCAUAAUUCAACAGCCAAUCAGGAUCGCAACACAACAGCAUCCAAUCAGAAACCUAAAACAAACGAUACGCUAGGGGUCGGUGCUAACACUACGUCACAGUGCACAAACAGUCCGAGGAAACCGCAAACACACACCCCGGGCGCCGAGCUCCCCAAACCGGAGCUGCACCCCCACCGGCGGCCGAGGCAAAAGCCACGGGCGACGUACGAGGAAGCGUUGCUGUCGUUGACGAAACUUCUAGAGCGGCACGAGGUGGAGGAGAGGGAGUACGAAGACAUUCAGGACUGGAGGCGGCUGGCCCAGAGCGUGGACCGCAUCCUCUUUGUGUUCUUUCUCGUGGCCACCGUGUCCUCCACCCUGGCAGUGCUGGUCAUCGUCCCCGCUACACAGGACACGUGAUCCCCGCUACACAGGACA
Molecule: messenger RNA, 1908 nt
Organism: Physella acuta
Lineage: Eukaryota; Metazoa; Mollusca; Gastropoda; Physidae
Product: neuronal acetylcholine receptor subunit alpha-2
Biological process (GO): monoatomic ion transmembrane transport
Cellular component (GO): postsynaptic membrane
Molecular function (GO): acetylcholine-gated monoatomic cation-selective channel activity; transmembrane signaling receptor activity
Source: RefSeq, a predicted model, not a curated record